AUGGGGUCUAUCAUUCCUCCUGGGGGCCUUGUCCUCAUCACCGGGGUGAAUGGUUUUCUCGCAUCUCAUUUGGUCUUGGAACUUGUCGAACGGGGAUACGCAGUCAGAGGCACCGUACGAAGCCCUGAGAGCGCCUCCUGGAUCACAGAGGUAGUCAAGAAACGUUACCCCACGGGCAAAAUCAACGUCCUUGUCGUGCCCAGUCUCUCCGCACCGGGUAUUAUGGAUGAUCUCAUCCAAGACGUCGAUGGCAUUGCCUACGUGGCCGCCGAUACCAGUUUGAACGCGGACCACACCCAGGUCAUCCCGCCGGCCCUCGAGGCCCUGCAGGCAGCUCUCGAGAGCGCCGCCCGAACCCCCUCAGUGAAACGCUUCGUCCUCACAAGCAGUUACACUGCCGCCGUGGAUACAUCGGAAGUGGCCCCAGGGCCAGGGUCAGAGGUGCGCGUCAGCAAGGAUAGCUGGAAUGAGACCAGCAGCAUCCGAGCCCGGGCACCCCCACCCUACAGCCCCAUGCAUGCUCUCUUUAUCUACCAGGCUCUCAAAACCGAAUGUGAAAGACUGUUUUGGAAGUUCGCAAGUGACGAGAAGCCCGGAUUUGUCCAAAAUUCCGUGCUUCCCGGGUUUGUCAUUGGGCCAAUUGUCCACUCUCAACAACGGGGCAGCACGUCGGCCUUGGUCAAGGGCUACUUUGAUGAUCCCAACAGUCCUCAGCAACUAGCAUGGAUUAGUGCACCCUGGGUCGUUGACGUGGCCGAUAACGCCUUGUUGCAUCUGGCCGGGUUGACCGAUGAGGCCGUGCAGAAUGAGCGUCUACUCGCUCUGGCGGACCCGUACCAGUUGCGCAACUUUGGCAAGGCAUUUGAGCAAAUCGAUCCCACCCGUCAAUGGCCCGCCCCUGCCGGUGAAGCGGGAGAGACUAUGCAGGAGGGCAGUAAGUGGGUUGCGGAUACGAAGAGGUCCGUGGAAAUCCUGCAGCAGUUUGGGCAAGCGCAAGGCUUUACGCCGUUUCUGGAGAGUGUGCGAAGGACGUGCCUGGAGAGUGAUCCGUGCUGGAGGUUCCAGCCAUUUCUGCAGUGA
Molecule: messenger RNA, 1080 nt
Organism: Penicillium canariense
Lineage: Eukaryota; Fungi; Ascomycota; Eurotiomycetes; Eurotiales; Aspergillaceae
Product: aldehyde reductase II
Exons: 1
Coding region: 1-1080 (359 amino acids)
Molecular function (GO): oxidoreductase activity, acting on the CH-OH group of donors, NAD or NADP as acceptor
Source: RefSeq, a predicted model, not a curated record